This is a messenger RNA of Diprion similis, 9705 nucleotides long. RefSeq names its product kinesin-like protein unc-104 (gene unc-104). Gene Ontology annotation, molecular function: microtubule binding; microtubule motor activity; ATP binding. The coding region runs from base 268 to 5631 and encodes 1787 amino acids. NCBI's taxonomy places the organism in Eukaryota, Metazoa, Arthropoda, Insecta, Hymenoptera, Diprionidae. Gene Ontology annotation, biological process: microtubule-based movement. The record is from RefSeq and is a predicted model, not a curated record. The transcript is spliced from 30 exons.
GUCGCAGUCACCCGAAAGCUCGCAUCCUGUCGCCGGGACACCGUUGUAUAGUGUGGACAUACAAUAAUGUCUGCGAUUGUGGCUUCGUACUGUUUAGUCGACGAAGCGUUUAAUAUAUCGUGCUAUUUGUGAUUUUCGUAUAAUACACAGUGCUCGCAGGGAAAUUAUCACUCGUUGUUGUCCUAGGAUUUUAACACCCUCUCGAAAUUUACAUCGAGAUCCGUUUCACAACUCCUGCAUAGAAGGUAACUAAAAAAGAGGCGGAAAAUGUCGUCGGUGAAGGUGGCGGUCCGGGUGCGGCCCUUCAAUAACCGUGAAUUAUCCCGAGAAGCUCAAUGCAUCAUCGAUAUGGUUGGCAACACGACGUCUAUCAUAAAUCCGAAAGCACCACCUGGUACCAAAGAUGCUAUCAAGAGCUUCAAUUACGAUUACUCCUAUUUUUCUAUGGACCCGAACGAUGAAAACUACUCUUCACAAAUAAUGGUGUAUAAGGAUAUUGGAGAGGAGAUGUUGCAGCAUGCAUUCGAGGGGUACAACGUAUGUAUCUUUGCUUAUGGUCAAACCGGCGCGGGAAAAUCUUAUACGAUGAUGGGAAAGCAAGAAGAGGGCCAGGAAGGAAUUAUCCCACAAAUAUGUGACGAUCUGUUUAGAAAAAUCAGUAGAAAUUCAAGUGAUCAUCUCAAAUACUCCGUUGAAGUGAGCUACAUGGAAAUAUAUUGCGAACGAGUGCGUGAUUUACUUAAUCCGAAAAACAAAGGAAAUUUACGAGUCAGAGAACAUCCACUGCUGGGUCCUUAUGUCGAAGAUUUAUCUAAGUUAGCAGUGAUGUCGUAUCAAGAUAUUCAUGAUCUUAUUGACGAAGGCAAUAAAGCCAGGACUGUUGCGGCUACAAACAUGAACGAAACAUCCAGCAGAUCCCACGCAGUGUUCACAAUAUUUUUUACACAACAAAGACACGACAGUACAACAGAUCUAAUCACGGAGAAAGUCAGUAAAAUCUCACUGGUUGAUUUGGCUGGCUCUGAAAGAGCAGAUUCUACCGGUGCAAAAGGCACAAGACUCAAAGAAGGUGCCAAUAUCAAUAAGAGUUUGACUACUCUGGGAAAAGUUAUCAGUGCAUUAGCUGAAAUUGCGGCAACGAAAAAGAAGAAGAAAGCAGACUUCAUCCCAUACAGAGAUUCGGUUUUGACAUGGUUACUCCGUGAAAAUCUUGGUGGAAAUUCGAAGACCGCUAUGAUUGCAGCUGUUAGCCCAGCUGACAUUAAUUACGAUGAAACUCUUUCCACAUUGAGAUAUGCAGACAGAGCAAAACAGAUUGUUUGCAAAGCUGUUGUCAAUGAGGAUGCUAAUGCUAAACUUAUUAGAGAAUUGAAAGAAGAAAUUCAGAAGCUGCGGGAGCUUCUAAAACAGGAGGGCAUCGACGUACAAGAAGGGCCAGAUGGUAAAGUCACUUAUGAAAAGAAAGAACCUAGAGAUGAACCACAAACGAUGAAAACUUCCAAGAGAGAGGACGAUAUUAAAGAAACAAGACAACGAGUACCAUCACAUCCCGCGUCUGCCAUUGCCGAAGAGGCUGUAGACCAGCUACAAGCUAGUGAGAAACUUAUAGCUGAAUUGAACGAAACUUGGGAGGAUAAAUUGAAACGAACGGAAUCAAUACGUCUACAGAGAGAAGCUGUGUUUGCUGAAAUGGGUGUCGCCGUAAAAGAAGACGGCAUGACCGUUGGUGUAUUUUCACCAAAAAAGACACCGCAUUUAGUAAAUCUCAAUGAAGAUCCAUUCAUGUCCGAGUGUCUCAUUUACUACAUUAAAGAUGGUUUCACAAGAAUUGGUUCUGCCGAAGCAAACAUCCCACAGGAUAUACAAUUAUGUGGACCACACAUUUUGAGCGAGCAUUGUGUAUUUGAGAAUCACGAGGGUAUUAUCACAUUGAUGCCAAAGAAGGGAGCACUAAUAUACGUGAAUGGCCGCGAGAUCACAGAGCCAAUCGUUCUCAAAACUGGAUCUCGAGUAAUAUUGGGAAAGAAUCACGUGUUUAGAUUCAACCACCCUGAUCAAGUGCGUUCGUUCAAAGUGCGGGAGCGGCGUGAGAAAAAUUCACCAGCUGAAACACCAGGCAAUGGUGAGACUGUGGAUUGGAAUUUUGCACAGAUUGAACUGCUUGAGAAACAAGGUAUUGACUUGAAAGCUGAGAUGGAAAAAAGACUAUUAGUCCUCGAGGAACAAUUCCGCAAAGAGAAAGAAGAAGCAGAUCAGCUCUUUGAGGAACAAAGGAAGAAUUAUGAGGCUCGAAUUGACGCUCUACAAAAGCAGGUUGAAGAGCAGAGCAUGACAAUGUCUAUGUACAGUAGUUACACACCAGAAGAUUUCAAUAACAUUGAAGAAGAUAUCUUUGUCAACCCCUUAUUUGACGCAGAGAGCAACUGGAGUGAGCGCGAAUUCCAGCUAGCAGCAUGGGCAUUUCGCAAAUGGAAAUAUCAUCAGUUUACUAGUCUUCGAGAUGACUUGUGGGGUAACGCAAUUUUCCUCAAGGAAGCUAACGCCAUUUCCGUAGAACUUAAGAAAAAGGUUCAGUUUCAGUUCACACUUCUGACAGACACAUUAUAUUCACCAUUGCCAGUUGACUUGUUACCAGCUAUAGAGGAUGAAGAUGACGAUGAGAGGCCCUUCCCUCGUACUAUCGUGGCUGUUGAGGUCCAAGACACGAAAAAUGGUGCUACACAUUACUGGACUCUCGAUAAGCUAAGACAGCGCUUGGAGUUGAUGCGACACAUAUACAAUGAAGACUUGAGUCCCAGCACUCCGGAGGCCAAAGAGGAUUUUUUCCCAUGCCUUACAGUCUGCUCUAAUCAGAAGUUCUCACUCGCAAAUCUUUUGCCUUCGAGGCAAAGACUGGAGUUAAUGCGAGAAAUGUAUCACAACGAAGCUGAGUUGUCGCCAACUUCGCCAGACUAUAAUAUUGAAACCAUUACCGGUGGCGAUCCCUUCUAUGAUAGAUUCCCAUGGUUCCGGAUGGUUGGAAGAUCCUUCAUAUACCUGAGCAAUCUUAUGUACCCUGUACCACUUAUUCACAAAGUUGCUAUUGUUAAUGAAAAAGGAGAUGUAAAGGGUUACUUAAGAGUUGCUGUUCAAGCUGUUAUCGAAGAGGAAAACAGCGAAUAUUCGAGUGGCGUCAGACAGUCUGCUCGUAUAUCAUUUGAAGAUGAUCUCUUUGGUAACCACAGAUAUAACAAACGAAAUACCCUUCUUACACAAACUCUUGAAAAGAAUCAGCAAAAUCUUUUGCAAGAAGAACGCGUGGUUGAAGGAUCAACCGAAGUGAAAGAUUCUAAGGAGAGUAAGGAUGACGAAGAAGUCGGUGAUGCUGAUAGUGGCAGAGGUGAUAGUUCCGUAUCUAGUGAUAUGAAAGAGGAAGAAUUGCCGGAACAUCUCCAGCCUGGAGUUGAAUUUACCUUUAGAGUGACGGUACUACAAGCAAUGGGAAUUUCUACAGAAUAUGCAGAUAUUUUCUGUCAAUUCAACUUUUUGCAUAGACAUGACGAAGCUUUCUCAACUGAACCUGUUAAAAACGCUGGUAAAGGAAAUCCACCAUUGGGAUUCUAUCAUGUACAGAAUAUAACAGUGACAGUCACCAAAUCUUUCUUGGAAUACCUGAAAACUCAACCUAUUGUAUUCGAAGUAUUUGGUCACUAUCAACAGCAUCCAUUACACAAAGAUGCCAAGUUGGAGUACAGUGCUAGGCAGCCACCAAAGAGGAUGCUUCCACCUUCUAUUCCCAUCAGUCAACCAGUUCGUUCACCGAAGUUUGGCAGCGUGUUACCAUCACCUAGCACAUCGCAUGUUCAUGCUAAAUAUGAUGUGCUAGUGUGGUUCGAAAUUUGUGAACUUGCCCCUAAUGGAGAAUAUGUACCGUCAGUAGUUGACCACAGCGAUGAUUUACCUUGCCGCGGAUUAUUUUUACUUCAUCAAGGAAUCCAACGUCGUAUUCGUAUUACGAUUGUUCACGAACAUGCAUCCGAACUUCGAUGGAAAGAUGUGAGAGAACUUGUUGUAGGACGUAUUCGCAACACACCUGAACCUGAAGAAGAGGAUAAUGAUUCUUCAGUAUUAUCUCUUGGUCUCUUCCCUGGAGAGUAUUUGGAAAUUCCGGGAGAUGACAGAUGCAUGUUUAGAUUUGAAGCAGCCUGGGACAGCUCUUUGCAUAAUUCAGCAUUAUUAAACAGAGUAACAUCCUACGGAGAACAAAUCUUUAUGACCAUUUCGGCUUACUUGGAACUUGAAAACUGUGGAAGGCCAGCUAUUAUAACGAAGGAUCUCAGUAUGAUCAUCUACGGGAGGGAUGCAAGAGUCGGCCCACGAUCUCUGAAGCAUUUGUUUAGUGGUCACUAUCGAAAUCAAGAAGCUAACAGACUCAGUGGUGUCUACGAGUUGGUUUUACGACGUGCGUCUGAAGCAGGUAGCCCAGGAGUACAAAGACGACAACGUAGAGUACUAGAUACAAGUUCUACUUACGUUAGGGGUGAAGAAAACCUCCAUGGAUGGAGACCACGAGGUGAUAGCUUGAUUUUUGAUCAUCAAUGGGAAUUGGAAAAGCUUACUAGACUUGAAGAAGUAGAGCGAGUUCGGCACACUCUUUUACUCCGAGAAAGACUUGGAAUUGAUAAAGUUCCAUUUUGCAAUAAAACUGCACAUGAUUUUACCAAAAGUGAAAAAGAGGUAUGCAAUAUGGUAGCAAAAGCCACUAACGAACCACAUGCUAGCCCAAUUAAACUCAAAAAAUCUGCAAGCAAGGAUGUCUAUGAGCCUUGGGAAAUGACAGAUCGAGAGCGAGAACUUGCUACCAAAUGUGUAAAGUUAAUACAGGGGAGAAUUCCCAGCAAAGAGCCAAUCGUUUUGUCAGAUGUUUCACCUGGGGAGGAUGCUAUAACUGAUAUGUCUACAUCCAUGAUUUCAUCAGUUAUGUCUACGUCAUCACAAGAGUCAGUAUAUCAACACAAAUGUGAUGGUUUUAAACAGCCGACAGGAAUAAUAGUCCGGACCCGAUCUAAGUCGUGCAUCUUUAGGUUGAGUUCUCCGGAGCGUGCUCGGCUCCAGGAACUCCAGGAUAGUAUGAUGGCCGGGGAAUCUGCUAGUCAAGUAAACAGUAUGGCUCCAGCACCCCUUGGUUCUUCGUCACCAUUGAAAGAAAGUUUAGUUCUAUAUGUACCAGAGGUUGAAGAAAUUCGCAUCAGCCCUGUUAUUGCCAGGAAAGGAUAUUUGAAUAUCUUGGAACAUAAAACUAAUGGCUGGAAGAAACGAUGGGUGGCUGUUCGUAGGCCUUACGUUUUUAUCUUUAGAGAGGAAAAAGAUCCGGUUGAACGAGCAUUAAUCAAUCUUGCUACUGCACAAGUUGAAUAUUCUGAGGACCAAUUAGCAAUGGUCAAAGUACCUAAUACAUUCAGCGUGGUAACUAAACAUCGAGGUUACCUGCUCCAAACACUUGGUGAUAAGGAAGUCUACGACUGGCUUUAUGCUAUCAAUCCGUUACUUGCUGGACAAAUUAGGUCAAAACUGGCUCGCAAAGGUCCUGGUUCCAAUAUCGCUCCUAUUACGCUAGCUCCACCUCCAGAACCUCAGACACAAGCUAAGUGAAUUAUAGAAUACACUAGCUAAGGUAAUGGACGUUGAAAAUAAGAUUCCGAACAGAUACUGCAUCAGACCUCUUCUGUCCUAAGAUAACCAAAUGGCUGUAAUAUUUAAUUUCCAGUUAUCGUUUAGUAAAAUCAAAUUCAAGUCAGCUGCUUAUUAAACAUCUAAUUUCUGUGUACAGCUUUUGCGUUUCAUGAUAGUUGGGAAAAGUAUGUAAUCGCACACACUAUCACUAUUUAGCGUUUAUUUGUAAAAAGAAGACUGAGCUACAGUAUGGAAUUACUUUGAAUGACAUUCAGAAAUCGAUGCAAACGACUGUAUUUACAGUAAACCUGGUAGCUUCGAUAGACUGGUGUUGAGCAGAGAUAUUCUAUAUGUCUUUACUGGAAUUAUUUUCUCAGUCCUACUGGAAUGGUAUAAAAUCAAUUUUAAUAAACAAUUCAUUUAAUGGUAUAAUGAAUACGUGUUUAAAUUUAUCUUUGCACAUCUCUCUGAGUAUUUCUCGUUAAAUACUGUUCAGUUGAGACGUAGCAUGAAAAUUUACCAUUUAAUAUGACACCACGUAAGAUGUCGGACAUGGAUUGCAAAAUAAGUAUAAGUGAUUUGAAGUUGUAUCGUAGACAUGAGCGGACCAUGUUGUAUAUGUAUGUAUACUCAAUAGCAUACAAAUACAUGUAAUAGAUCACAUUGAAAAUAAUGCAUGUAGGACAGUAAAACACAGUGAUCGGUUUGCCUAAUAUACCAUUUAAAUGCGAUGUCAAGCAUUAUUUCCAAACGCGAUCAGACUUUGCAUCUGAUAACAGUAAGUCUGAAUACUAGUAGCUGACUGUAUAUACUUUUAUUGCCCCUCAUAUUGGUAAUUUUCUAUCCAUUGAAAUGCUAAACCAGGAAGAAAAUUGUCCAGCGAUUACAAAAAAGGUAAUAAAUUGAGUGGCCUGAGGUAACAUAUGUUAGCCACUUCUUUGCAAAAAUUCAAACCAGAUAGGAAGAGCAUUUCCAGACCCAUCUCUGCAAUUGAUAUUUAUUUAUUUGAAUAUGUGAAACAAUUUGAUAACCAUCUGAAAUAUAGUUUCCUAGAAAUGGGACAAAAUAAAAUAUUUUUUGAAUGUAACAGGUUUCAACAUUUAUAAAUAUUCUGUAAUAUCGAUUGGUCAGUGACAUACAUAUAUUAUAGGCAUCAGAGACUAACUAUAACAUCAUGUUGCGUAUCAUGAUGAAUCUGAAUUUUAUUUUAUUGUGUGAAAAAUAUUUGACUCUAAAAACGAAAAUAAUGUAUAAGAAAAUUAAAUAUACGCAAUAGUAAUGUAAGUUAUCUUAUGGACAAAAUUGGCAAAAUUUAUAUCAGCAUAUGAUAUCCAAACAAGACUUUAAUGCAGAUCAUAAAUGCAAGUCACAAAUUUUUGCCAAAAUCUCCUGGUAAUCAGGAAAGACUUGGGAAUGUGGUUCUUACUCAAGUGUUACAGUGAACAUGACAAGAACUAGUGUAAAUCAGUGUUUUAGGUGCGCAUGUAACAAAACAUGUCCUGUCGCUACCCUUGAAGUAAAUGUGUCUGAUCACGGAAUGAGAGUAAUAAAUAAACUUGGUCCAACACCAGACUUAAUUGCCAUCACAUUACACAAGCAAUAAAUAUUUGUGAUAUGUACUAUCUUGGCUAUGUUUAACAUGAUCACGUUAUUUCAAUGAUAACAUGAAAGAUCAAUUUUUUUCCGAUUGUUUGUUACUUAGAUGUAAGUACAUUUGUAGUUGAUUGUUUAUAUUCGGAGUACGACAUUGAUAAAUUGUGCAAGUAAAAGUCGUUGAAAGUGAACUGGAAUCUGGUAUAACUCAUUCUGUCUGCAUAAAAGUCUUGAUUAGAUACAUGAAGCCAAAUUCAAAACGGAUUUUAUUGUAAACUUGACUGUAUUAUAACUAUUAUACCUACUGAUUGUCAUCAAACAUAUACAGUUGACAACGUUGGGUUCAUGAAAAAAUCACGAUUUAUUCGUUAAAACGGCCUUUUAGUAAUAUUAUUACGAAGAUCAAGAUGAAUAUUCACACUCUCAUCUUCUUGCUGUGAAAACUUUGUUUCAUUUUUUUUUUUAUUUAUUAAACUGAAUUUAAUUUCUAUAAAAAGGUGUAUAUAUGAAGAGUGAAAGUGUGUGAGAAUGUGAUCUACGUUUAGCUGCAAAUUAAUAUUGUAAUUAUUUAUUAUUGCAAAUGACAAAAGGUACCCUAGACUCAGAGAUGGCUGUUUCAUGUUUAGAAUAAUAAUUUGCAGCAACUCAAACUAACUUAUGUAAAUUCUAUACGACAGUACACCGUUGUUUUGAAAAUCUAUUACUAUUUAUUUAAUUUUUGAAUAGCAGGUGAUUAUCAUUAUAACGGUGUACUCAAUCUUCAAGAAACUUAUAUUGUCGUCAACUGUUAUUAUAAUUUAAACGUUUUCCUAGAUUCUUGGAUUUUGUAGGAGUAAUUUGUCUGUUAAGUUUUGAAUUUUAUUCUGGUAUCGUAAUUUAUUUAUGAUAAGUUAGUUGCAGUAGCAUUUGGAAAAUAGGAAUUGAAAGAUGAAACAAUAAAUGAAAAAGUCAUAAAAAAAGAUUCUAAAGUAUCGAAACCUGUUAUGCAAAACAAUGGGUAACAUGUACUACGAAAAUGACGAGCACGUACAAAUGUGCGUGAAUCAUGUACGGUAGAACGAUAUUCAUUCAAUAAUUGAUUACAAGCUGGCUAAUAUCGAAAUAAGACAAACGAGACAGGAAUUCUGGUAAACUACUGUCCGAUCUUACAUACAUACUACAAACGUACAAUAUAAAAUUCAAAACAAUAAAUAUUUCCGAAGUCUCAGCUCCUUAUAAACCUCUAUGUAAAUUAUAUAAUAUAUGCUUUGAUAGGAACCGCAGGUAUUUCAAUGAUGAUUUAAUAUAAAAAAAAAAAAAUAAAUAAAUAAAUUGAGUUUGGUGUCAGUUGAAAGAAAAAAUAUUUCUAUUUUCCACAAUAGAAAUGUACCCUCAUGUCUAGUACUUAAGUGAGUACAUGCACAGCUCACUUUGUACAUUAUAACGUAGAUUAUUAUUAUCAAUAAAUCUCAACAUAACACAUUUAAUAAUGCAUUGAUUGCAUUCUAGUCAAUGAUGUACCUUUACAUGCAUUUUUGCAUUAUUUGUUACAAUUGUAAAUUUAAAGGAAAUUUAGUAACGUUCAGUUGACGAUGAUUAUUAUUUUUAACUAUAGCUCAUAUAACACUAGUCUUUGUAUAGGAUCAUUGUUGGAUAUUUUACAUUGUUCAGUUUCCAUCUGAAAGCACACAAACAUUGUAUUUGUAUUGCAAUAUGAUAAUAUCUGGGUAAUAACAUUUCUCAAUUGGACUUUUUAAUGCACAGUUUUCUUUCACUGACAACUGUGAGAUUGUGUAGCGACUUAAAUGCAACCAGAAUCAAGUUUUGCCGAACGUCUUGUUAUAACGCGAGUGUAGUAAACUAGGAUAAAGGCUAGUGUUAACAGAGUUCACGUUAUUAUUUUCGCUUGCUGACUGUUGUAGUGUCUAAUAGUUUUAUUUUGUUAUCGAUAUAAUAUAAUCAUUAUGGUAUUUAAGGUUUAUUACUAUUUAAGAUCUCUAUGAUAAUAAAAAAAAUUACGUAAUGAUAGAACAAAAUAAGGUUGAAGAAUGAUUAUACGCGGGACACAUGAUGAUUACAAAACAGUAAAAAGAGAAAAGAUAUUACAAUUACUUAUAUAAAUAAAUAUAGUAUAUAUAUAUAUCUACAUACAUAUAUAUAUAUACAAAUAAAUUUAAUUAUAAUAUAUAAAAUAAAUGGCAGAAUUUUCCCAAUAAAUGCCCCUAUAAAAUAAGUAUAAGUUUAUGUAUUAAUUUAUAAAAUUAUGCAAAGGUUGUUCUGUCAUCCUGAUCAACAUUGGGCAUACAUUCAUGCUGUAACGUGUAUUUACUAUUAUCAUUACCAUAAUGAUCAAUGAAUCUUAAUAUUAUUUGUUAUAUAUUAUUAUAUUACUCCCAGUAAUAUUAUUAUUUACAUACCAAUUGGGCUACUGUAAAGUGGAACCAUGUAAUAAAUGAUUCAAUAAAAGCUUAUAUAUGCCUA